Brienomyrus brachyistius is the source of this 1611-nucleotide messenger RNA. RefSeq names its product hydroxysteroid dehydrogenase like 2 (gene hsdl2). Bases 190 to 1434 code for a protein of 414 amino acids. Lineage: Eukaryota; Metazoa; Chordata; Actinopteri; Osteoglossiformes; Mormyridae. The transcript has 11 exons. Gene Ontology annotation, cellular component: mitochondrion. The record is from RefSeq and is a predicted model, not a curated record.
ACGUUCAAACUUCCUGAAAGCCGAGCUCAGUGAAAGCGGACGCGAACGCGCCCGCGUCCUCGUAGCGCAGGUCAUGUCUUGUUAUUGAGGUGAAGGGUCAGUCUGUGAGCUUUAGCGCAGUACACUUGCAUUUGGAUAUUUCUACUGCAUGACAAUUUUUAUAAUUAUAACUUUUAAUAAGAUCUAAAUAUGUUGCCGAAUACGGGAAAGCUCGCAGGUCGCACCCUGUUCAUUACUGGGGCCAGCCGUGGCAUCGGGAAGGCCAUCGCCUUGAAAGCUGCCCGGGAUGGUGCCAACGUGGUGAUCGCUGCCAAAACUGCCCAGCCGCAUCCCAAACUUCCUGGGACCAUCUACACUGCUGCAGAAGAAAUUCAGGCAGCUGGUGGUAAGGCUCUACCCUGUGUUGUGGAUAUCAGGGAUGAAAAGCAGAUCAGCGAUGCAGUGGAGCAAGCAGUAAAGAAAUUUGGAGGUAUUGACAUAUUGGUAAACAAUGCAAGCGCCAUAAAUUUAACUGGCACUGUGGAGACACCAAUGAAGAAAGUGGACCUGAUGCUGGGCAUCAACCUCAGAGGAACUUACCUGACAUCCAAGCUGUGUAUCCCAUACCUCCUGAAGAGUAAAAACCCUCACAUCCUCAACUUAAGCCCUCCACUCAAUCUGAAUCCCGUCUGGUUUAAAAAUCACACAGCAUACACCAUGGCCAAGUAUGGCAUGUCCAUGUGCGUUCUGGGAAUGGCUGAAGAAUUCAGAGGGUCUAUCGCAGUCAAUGCCUUGUGGCCCAAGACAGCCAUUCAGACGGCAGCCAUGGACAUGCUGGGAGGCUCUGGCAUCAGUAAGCAGUGCAGGAAGGUGGACAUCAUGGCAGACGCGGCCUACUCUAUCCUGAACAAGCCCACCACCUACACGGGCAAUUUCACCAUCGACGAGGACAUACUGAAGGCGGAAGGAAUCUCUGACUUCGACACAUAUGCUGUUGUUCCAGGACAUCCUCUACUCCCUGACUUUUUCCUGGACAGCGACCCAGAAGAAGUUAAGAAGCAGAUGGUGGACGAGGGAACUAAGGCUGAACAGGCAGUUGCAGGAGACAUGGCAAGCGGACCCAUCGCUGACACCUUCAGAGCCAUUCAAGGAAUCCUGAGCCCCGAUGUCAUUAAAACGACGCAGGGAGUUUACAAGUUCAACAUCACUGGAGACGAUGCCGGCGUGUGGUACAUCGACCUGAAGAAUGGUUCGGGAAGCGCAGGCCUUGGGGAGCCUCCGAACGGGGAGGCGGAUGUCAUCAUGACCCUGGACGGCCUGGACUUCGUCAAGAUGUUCAAAGGUCAACUGAAGCCAACGAUGGCAUUUAUGUCUGGAAAGCUGAAGAUUAAGGGCGAUAUGACUCUUGCCAUCAAGAUGGAGAAGAUGAUGGCAAUGAUGACAUCUAAACUUUAAGGAAAACAUGCUGCCAUUUCUCCAUCACACCCAUCCAUUUCUCCAUCACACCCAUCCAUUGUUAAUUCAGCAUUAAUGCUAAUUUUAUAAGCUUUGUAACAGUGCUAAUUUAGCUGUUCUUCAGUCUCAUUCGUAAAUACAAAUGUAAUAGUUGUGUAUAAAUUUUGAGAGAACGUG